Molecule: messenger RNA, 1144 nt
Organism: Rhincodon typus (whale shark)
Lineage: Eukaryota; Metazoa; Chordata; Chondrichthyes; Orectolobiformes; Rhincodontidae
Gene: srsf7a
Product: serine and arginine rich splicing factor 7a
Exons: 9
Coding region: 198-878 (226 amino acids)
Biological process (GO): mRNA splicing, via spliceosome
Cellular component (GO): nuclear speck
Molecular function (GO): zinc ion binding; RNA binding
Source: RefSeq, a predicted model, not a curated record
ACGCAUGCACCUGGUCUCCCCGAGACGAACCGAGCAUGCGUCACGCUGCCGGCCUGGUGGGAGUUCCGUGGGUGCUUGAGAGUGGGACGGACAGAGAGAAAACGACAUUUCAUGUACUUCCUAGUAAACGCCGAGGGCUGCUUCACACCUCAAUCUGUUUUACACUCUGAAACCUUGAGGAAUUGAAAUGCUGAAAGAUGUCGUAUUACUCCAGAAGUUCCAGAGCUUCAGACUGCAAAGUCUACGUUGGUGAUUUGGGAACAGGAGCUGCCAAAGGAGAGCUGGAGCGAGCCUUCAGCUACUAUGGCCCUCUAAGGAAUGUUUGGGUAGCACGGAAUCCACCAGGCUUUGCUUUUGUGGAGUUUGAAGACCCCAGAGAUGCAGAAGAUGCUGUGCGUGGGAUGGAUGGCAAGGUUUUAUGUGGAUCGAGGGUGCGCGUUGAGCUGUCAAAUGGAAUGUCACGCAAAUCACGCUAUGGCCGCCCUCCUGCUCGUCGCCAGUUUGACCCUAAUGACCGUUGCUAUCAGUGUGGAGAGCGUGGCCACUAUGCCUAUGACUGCUACCGUUACAGCAAAAGAAGGCGUGGCAGCAGUCGAUCUCGAUCUAGGUCUCGUUCCCGUUCGAGAUCCAGAUCAAGGGGGCGUCGUUACACGAGAUCCCGAAGCCGCAGCCGCGAUCGCCGCACACGUUCCCGUUCUCCUUCGUAUUCUAAGAGGAGAAGUCGGUCCCUCACUCCAAUAAGGUCCAAAUCCAGAUCGCCAAUUGGAAGAAGCCCUUCAAGAUCACGGUCUCGAUCAAGGUCUUUUUCUAUUAAACGAGAAAGUCGCUCCCCUUCAGAAAGUUCUCGUAAGACCCCAAGUCCUGGAAGAGAUGACUGAAAUGCAAAGACUUUGAGAAGAGUGCAGCAAAGGGGCCCUCAUCACCUGACCACCUUUUAACUAACCUAGAUGUUUUAGUGCCUUUUUACGUGCAUGCAUUCCACAGAAAAGUGUUACUACUGUUCACUUAGCACGAGUAAAUGUUCUUAAUUGAAUGUUGUGAAACAAUUGUACAGCUUGUUCAAUGGACCUUCUUCAUUAGCUGGCAAGGGUUCAGUUAAAGUGCUUGCAUUUCUUUGUAUUAAAUUUUACACAUUUAUCAAGUA